Nerophis lumbriciformis (worm pipefish) is the source of this 1416-nucleotide messenger RNA. Lineage: Eukaryota; Metazoa; Chordata; Actinopteri; Syngnathiformes; Syngnathidae. The record is from RefSeq and is a predicted model, not a curated record.
AUGAAGGGACGGAAAGAUGCACCUUCAGACUGGGGCUGCUUGGUGGGAAUAUGCUUCUUCAUUCUGGGCCUGGGAACGCUGCUACCGUGGAACUUCUUCAUGACCGCCUCAUUGUAUUUCCAAGAUCGCCUGAACGCCAACGUCACAAACGGGAGCGACGUUAGCAGCAAUAGCAAAUACUUCAACAGCUGUAUGACCCUGCUGUCCCAGCUCCCUCUACUGCUCUUCACGCUUCUCAACUCCAUCCUCUACCAGAGAGUAUCCGAGGUGGCGCGCAUCGCCGGCAGCCUCGUUUUCAUCCUGUUGCUCUUUGUCUUCACCGCCGUUCUUGUUAAAGUGCCCAUGGAGGACUUGGACCUCUUCUUCUCCAUCACCAUGGCAACCAUUUGGUUCAUCAACUCGUUCGGCGCCGUGGUGCAGGGAAGUCUCUUCGGUCUGGUGGGCAUGCUACCCCAGAAGUACAGCGCCAUCUUCAUGAGUGGCCAAGGACUUGCCGGAACUUUUGCCGCGAUGGCUAUGCUUUUAGCAAAUGCCAGUGAUGCGGGCCGCGAGUCUGCGGCGUUGGGCUACUUCAUCACACCGUGUGUGGGCACGCUUGUAACACUCUUCUGCUACUUCCUUUUGCACCGCCUGGAGUUUGCUCGCUAUUACCUGCAACAGAGCGCCAAAUACGAGGCUGGCACCACAGAUGAGCUGCUCACAGCUGAGAGUACCGCAGCGGACGACGGCAAACUCAACGGCCACGCAAACGGCUCAGUGGCCGGCGGGCCUAAGAAAAAUGGAGUCUCGGAGGAGGGCGAGCAGCCGCCGGACAGAAGCCAGGAAGCUUUCCUGUCUUUGGAGCAGGUGGAGAAGAAGCAAGCCAAAGCAUCCAUUUUUGAGGUUUUCAAGAAGAUUUGGGUCAUGGCGUUCUGCGUGACGUUCGUGUUCACGGUCACACUGUCGGUCUUCCCCGCCAUCACCGUCGAUGUUAAGACGUCGUCCCCUGAUUUCGAGACUGUUUUACCAGGAAAUUGGAACCGUUACUUCAUAAACGUGUGCUGCUUCCUGACUUUCAACAUUAACGACUUUAUAGGACGAACUGUCACUACGUUCGUACGCUGGCCUCGUAAAGAGUCACAUCUCUUCCCGCUGUUGGUGGUCUCCCGCGUCAUCUUCAUCCCUCUCCUGAUGCUAUGCAACGUCCAGGAGCGUGCCUACCUGCCGGUCUACUUUCCCUCCGAUGCAGGGUUCACGGUCAUCAUGUCUCUCUUCUCCAUCUCCAGUGGAUAUUUUGUCUGUCUCUCCAUGUCUUACGCGCCACAGUUGGUGGAGCCCAAGGACGCCGAGACUGCCGGAUCCCUCAUGACCUUUUUCUUGGCUCUGGGUCUGUCCAUCGGCGCCGCGCUGUCCUUUCUCCUGCGAAAGCUAGUGUAG